Messenger RNA from Macrobrachium nipponense, 4110 nucleotides. RefSeq lists its product as uncharacterized. The record is from RefSeq and is a predicted model, not a curated record. The transcript has 2 exons. Bases 442 to 4110 code for a protein of 1222 amino acids. NCBI's taxonomy places the organism in Eukaryota, Metazoa, Arthropoda, Malacostraca, Decapoda, Palaemonidae.
UUAGGGAAUACGCCUUGUUACUGUCAUUAGCAUAUCCAGUUAUAUCUGAGUUUUGAAACAAUACUAAAAUACAUUCUACCAAGGUGGACGAGUUACUUCCUGCUGUACUGGGUAGAAGUAAACAAUCACAACAACUGCUGCGUCAGAUUCAAGCACAUGAAACGUGACUUGCUUGUCAUGGAUUUCUUCAUUGUUUUAUACUCAAUUAACGGCUCAUGGUUUAUAUAAUAAAGUACCUACAAAAGGACCAUGGAAUGUUAUUGAUACCCAAUUUGAGAAUCAACACCGAACGGGGCUAAAAUCAACAUAGCUAUAACUACAGAGCCACGUACUCUCCACAACAAGGACAAGAUAACACAAUUCGGAUGAUUGAUGAACCAAGAAUAGGAGCCUAACCUAACCUACAUAGAAGGCAACGUGGAAAAUCUAUGACUCAAGAAAAUGGAGCUUAAUGAACAAGAGAAACAUGAAGAUCAACAUUUAGGACAAGAUGAAGAGCAAGACUUGCAGUCAUUGAAACCUAGGCCUAGGCCUAUGUCACCUAGUAUGGGUAAACGAGUGAGAUUUCAAUCAGAAAAAGGUAAGAUGUAUAAUUUUGAUCUUCUGGUUGAUGAAUUCAACAAACAAAAGAGAUUGUUGCUCAAGAUAAAUAAGGAAGCAGAUUUGUCACUUUCUAAAAAUGAUUGUAAUGUAGGCCUACUACAGGAUGUUGCAAAUAGGCUUCAAAUAGAAUUAAAGAAUAUUGACAUAACUCUCUCCAAAGUGAAAGAAUCAGAAAUACCAGAGGUUGACGUUGUACAGAGUUUAGAGUAUAAUUACCAGGAAAUAUGCUUUGAAAGUCACACUAGGUUAACAAUAUUAAAAGAAAAAAUGAAACAUGACCAAGAUGAUAAAAUGUCAAAUGUCUCUCUAAAGUCAAAGUCUUCAUCUAGUAGGUCACAUCAUACAAGUGUAAGUAAAUCUUCACGUGCUUCUAGUACUAAGAGAAUAGAACUAAGCACAAAACUGGCUAGGUUAGGCACAGAAAGAAAAUACCAUGACAUAAUGGAGAAGGCUAGAGCAGAUUUAAAGAAAUUAGAAAUUGACAAAGAAAUUGAAGCCACUAAUGCUGAGAUAUGUGCAGUUAAUAAAAUUUUAGAGGAAGAAAAUGAAACUGAUCCACAGUCAUGCUUGAGUUUUCCGUCAGGUGAAAAUAACCAACCCACUGAAGGUCUCUUGCACAGAUAUCUUGAGGAUAUUAGAGUUGUAAAUUAUUCAGCGUCAGGUUCCAGUGUACAAAAGUCCCUUUCCUUUGCUGGAGGUUUAGAUAGUAUAGACAAAGAUUUAGACAAAAGGAAGGCAGAAAUAAAGGCAAUGACUGAUCUAAAUCCAAAUGCUCAGGUGUUUAAAUUUCAAACAGAUUUCAUACAACCAGGGAAACCAAGGCUAGACCAUAAUUAUAAUUACCAGCCCAUAGGACGCUCAGAGCCAAGUAAACUUAGGCAAGGCCAAGAAACAAACCGGAACUCAGAUUUCAAAAUACCAAAUAAGCCUAGGCUAGGUUGUACUACUAUAGAUGAGGCAUCCCAUGAGGUAAUAGGUGAACCUAGGCUAAUAGAAGAUCCCAAAAAUGCCUUCACUUGCAAUACACAACCUGAUGUUAAUAGACCAAGGCUACACACUCAUGAACCCCUGGCAGAUUUUCAUGAACAACCUAACAUUAUCAAUAAUGAUAACGUACAGUCCAGUCAAGUUUAUCAAUGGGAUAUUUUAAAAGGUUUUGCUGAUCUUCAAAAUCAGAACUUAGAGAAACUAGCCGACUUGUUUGCUGCAAGGCAACGUAAAGACAAUUUACCCGUUAAAGAACCAGAGGUAUUUUCUGGAGAUUUGCUGAAGUACCCUCAAUGGAAAGCAUCAUUUAUUACAUUAAUUGAAUAUAAAAAAGAUGAUGCUGCUGAAAGAUUGUACUACUUAGGUAAAUAUACGGAUGGUCAGGCUAAAGCUGCCAUUGAUAAUCUUAUUUCUUUUGGCACCCAAGAGGCUUACGACAAGGCUUGGAAGAUACUUCAUGAUAGGUUUGGAAAUAAAUUUAUUGUUGCUGAUGCCUUUAGAAGCAAGCUUGAAGGUUGGCCUAAGAUUACAAUUAAUGAUGGUCCAGGUUUGAGGAAAUUUUCUGAUUUCUUAGAACGCUGUAAAACAGCCAUGGGAAUCAUAAAGUACUUAGCAAUUCUUAACGAUCCUAAGGAAAACAGACUUAUGUUACAGAAGUUGCCUGCUCAAAUUGCAGAGAGAUGGGAUUGUAUAGUAACUAAAAGAAUCACAAUUGAUGAAGAGGAAUAUCCAUCUUUUGAAGAGUUUACAAGGUUCAUAAGUGAUGAAGCCAAUAAGGCAUGUAAUCCAACAUCAUCUUACAGUGCUCUUAAUAGGAGAGAUACAGUAUUUACACCUAAAGAAAAACAACCAUUAAGUAAGGUUGCAAAGCGUACAUCAUUUGCUACUAAAUUUAAUGAAGUUAAUAAUGUUACAAAUGCUGCAUCUGAUGAAAAUAAAUCUAAAAAUGAAAAACAAGCCGAGAGUAAACUAAAUGUAGGAUUUACAUGCUAUUACUGUAGACAAAACCAUGAUAUGGAAAAAUGCCCAGACUUCUUAAAACUUGAUCUUGCUCAAAGAAACCAAUAUUUGACAGAUAAAAAAAUGUGUAGAGGUUGUUUCAAGGUUGGUCAUUAUUCAAGGUAUUGUAAAAGACCAAGGAAAUGUAUUAAAUGCAAGAGGUGGCACCCAACAAUUCUCCACGAUGAAACUUGGAAUAAAAAACCAAGUUCUGGUGAUACCCAACAAGAACAGGCUGUAGCUGUAGCUAAUAGAAUUAAUGUUAACAGAUAUUUUUCAGCUGAUGUUCACUCAAUGAUUGUACCUGUUUGGUUAAGCCAUAGGAAUACAAAUAAUAAGGUCAUGGUAUAUGCAGGAUUGGAUGAUCAGUCAGAUGUUUGUUUUAUCAAAGAAAGUGUCCUAAGGUAUAUGAAUGUCAAUGGCCAAAAUUCUGUCAUCAAGAUAGCGACUAUGCUGGGUGAAGAGGCUAUAAAAAGUACUAAAGUAUUUGGUUUAUCAGUUAAGGGGACAAAUGAAAAUAGUACUGUAAAUUUACCAUGUGUCUACUCUAGAAAAACUAUUCCUGCAAGAAGAGCACAAAUCCCUAAAAAAUGUUCAGCUUUAAGAUGGCCUCAUCUUAAGAAAAUUGCUGAAAGGCUAGUAGAGUAUAAUCCUGACAUUGAGUUAGGUCUAUUGAUAGGUAUAAACUGUAUAAAAGCUGUCAAACCUUUAGAAAUCCUUCCUGGGUCUGGAAAUGAGCCCUAUGGUCAGAGAACAGCUCUUGGAUGGGGAAUUAUUGGUAAUGUAAAUGUCAAUGAGAAUAAUUUAGAAAGUGAUGUUGUUGUUAAUAGAACUGUAGUUGAAGAAAUUGAAAUAAAUUCCAAGAUAUCAAAUAACAUUUUUACAGUACCAACCAAAGUAAAAGAAGUGUAUGAGCCUUAUCAUGUCAGAGAGAUGUUUGAAUCUGAUUUCAUAAGUAAUGUUAGUGACGAUGAGGUAGCUUUGUCAGUAGAAGAAAGACAGUUUAUUGAAAUUGUUAGUAAUGGUAUUAAGAUUAUUGAUGUUAAACAGUUUAAAAUUCCAUUGCCACUCAAAGGAGGUGAUAUUCAGUUCCCAGAUAAUAAGUUAGAAGUCCAGAAAAGACUAUCCAACUUAAAACAAAAGCUUCAGAAGAAUGUAAGCAUGAAAAAUGAUUACAUAAAUUUCAUGAAGAAUAUGAUUGAUAAGGGUUAUGCUGAAAGGGUUCCUUUGAAUGAAACAUGCCUAACUAAUGGAAAGGUUUGGUUUGUGCCACAUCAUGGGGUUUACCAUCCCAGAAAGCCUGACAAAAUCAGAGUAGUAUUUGAUUGCUCUUUUAUAUAUAAAAAUGUAAGUUUGAAUGAUUGUUUACUUCAGGGACCAGACUUGUCAAAUAGUCUAGCUGGUAUUUUGUGUAGAUUUAGAAAUCAUUCUGUUGCAUUUACUUGUGAUGUAGAAGCAAUGUAUCACCAAGUUUUAGUAAAUGAAGACACAGGAAUCUUUUUACGAUUUCUGUUGGUUUGA